AUGAAUACCAGCCUAAGCGUGCAAUGGGAGGUUGCAAUUGAGAACGAGCAGCCAGAUGUGCACAUUACGGUCCACGAACCAUCCUUGUUUACUGUUCUCAACCAGCAGUUUUAUCCACCUGACACCCACCUUCGCGUUGAUUGUGUCUCGAUUUCGAUACCUCCAGCAGAUGUUACAUUUGAGCGGACGGACAGAGAAAGUGGCGAUUUUGUGGAAAUUGAUCAGGAAUUGUUGAAGACAUAUGCAGGAACUUUUGAGAGAAGAUUCGUUUGGAACAUGACCCUGGAUGAAGAUACAGAGCUCAGAUGCACCAGCACCCGGAAUGGAAACAAAUACCCAGCCACCAAGGCCAUCAUAGUCGCUGACCAAUUUUUCACAGUUUUUUCUGCCUUCGAGAAAAGCGACAAAGCUACAUCACGCGAACUUCCAAAUGUAAUCUACGAGGGAGAUAAUGUGAAACUGACCUGUGUCGUACCAAAUGAAGCAGCGGAUUGGGAUGUGUCUUGGAGAUUUAAAAACAAAACAUUGGAAUUGUCUGGUACUGAAGUGAGAGGACACUCUAAGCUUUUGGUGCUCGAUUUGAAAAAACUAAACAUGUUAUACCAAAUGAUACGGAGCGACCCGGGACCAAUGCCUGAGUAUCUGACAGAGCUUCCCAUCGAGGAACGCACAGAUUAUCUACCGUAUCCCAGAAAAUUUGAAAUCGCUAGAGAAAAUUUGGAAAUUUGCGCGAAAAUGGGCUCAGUGAAGUUCGGAUUCGUGGAAAAGGGAUAUCUGUCUAUGGCAGACCCCAAAAGUCAAAUCGAAUGCAAAACACGACUACCAGUUGCUAUUAAAAGUACUAAGAGAUCUUUCGACGUGGAGCUUCAGACAAUGUUGUUCGAAGAGUUGAAAAUCAUGUGUGCCAUUGAGAAACAUCCCAAUGUAAUUUCUCUUAUCGGUGCUGUCACGACUAACAUGAGAAAAGGAGAGAUUUACCUUGUCACCGAGUACGCUGAUAGUGGAGAUUUUCUAAAUUACCUACAAAAACGGAAAGAUAUCUUUCACAACGGGCUUUUUGAUGAUCAGCAAAAAACCGAAUCUACCCGAUUUCUUCCUUCUGGUGACAAUUUGUCCACAUUGGAUCUUAUUUCUUUUGCGCUUCAAAUUGCAAAUGGAAUGAAGUUUCUGGCAACUGUACCGUGUGUCCAUCGAGAUUUAGCUGCACGUAAUGUCCUGAUCACAUCUUCAAAAAUCUGCAGAAUUGCCGAUUUUAGGCUUGCCAGACGUUACGCAGAUAAAAAUUACUAUAGAAUCAAAAAUGGCAAACAAAUUGCUCUUCCCAUCCCUUGGAUGGCUCCAGAGGCUCUGGAAACUUUAAAAUUCACUGAAAAAAAUGAUGUUUGGUCAUAUGGUAUCACGCUUUAUGAAAUUUUCACGUUGGGUGGCCAACCGUAUCCACAUGUCCAAACUGAGGACAUCAAAGCAUUCUUGAAAAGUGGAAAACGCAACGAACAACCGGAAUAUUGUCAUUACGACGUAUGUUCAACAUUCCUCAUUAUAAAUGAGCUGAAAUUUGACUGUUCGGCUGAGCAUUUGUUCGAAAAAAAUAUGCUCCUCGCCCGUAUCGACGAACAACUUCACACGGAACUUGAAAAACAGUACAAACUCGAAGAAUGGCUUAUGACAAACCGCCCAGACAUUCAAGGUGGAACAUUUACCAGCAGACCAGAGAAUAAUUAA
Messenger RNA from Caenorhabditis briggsae, 1722 nucleotides. Gene Ontology annotation, cellular component: signaling receptor complex. The transcript has 8 exons. Gene Ontology annotation, molecular function: transmembrane receptor protein tyrosine kinase activity; ATP binding. The coding region runs from base 1 to 1722 and encodes 573 amino acids. The record is from RefSeq and is a predicted model, not a curated record. Gene Ontology annotation, biological process: multicellular organism development; protein phosphorylation; cell surface receptor protein tyrosine kinase signaling pathway. Lineage: Eukaryota; Metazoa; Nematoda; Chromadorea; Rhabditida; Rhabditidae.